ACAUCGCAAGCAGAUUCAGUUUAAGUAAAAUGUUUGUAAAGUUUAAUAUUUGCUUCACCGUUAUUAACUGUUUUGUUUGGUUCAGUUUCGUUGUAUCGGAAGAAAUUAAAUGUGACCCAUUUCCAUUUGGUACAAAUUUUGUGAAUGUGGUUGUGGCAGCCUUUCUUGGCUCAAUAUUGCCAAACUUCUGUCCGUGCACCUAUCCAUGUACGGCAGAAAGUGUUAAGGAGCAUGUUCAAUUUUUCUACACCAAAAGCGGCCUCGAAUACUACUAUCAACUGGAUAUAAAUAAUACUGACGAUAGAAAUAUGAUAGUUCAAGAAGAUGAUAUCAAAUUUAUUAUUCAUGGAUACACCGACAAAGUACAAUUCAAUAAAACAGGUUGGAUGGAACCAACCGGUAUCGCGCUGGCAAAUGCGCUGACGAAUGGAAUUGUUAUUUUGGUCGAUUACAAGAGCGUGUCGAGCUGCAGCUACAGUCGAAGUGUUGAAGAAAUUGUUCCAUCAAUUGGACUGUAUUUAGCGAAAGUAAUUGUUGAAUUAGAAUUGGAUACCGACAAGAUUGAGUUGAUCGGUCAUAGUAUUGGGGCGCAUAUUGCAGGUUAUGCAGGAGUGACUUUAAAUGGAACAAUUGGUCGCAUAACUGGGCUUGAUCCGGCCGGUCCCGGUUUCGAUGAAACUGAACAUGGACUAAAUAAGACCUGUGCUCGCUUUGUACAAGUGCUUCACACGAAUCCAGGUGAACUAGGGACGAAUAAACCGCGUGGUUCUUUAAAUUUUUAUGCCAAUAACAAAACAACAACUCAGCCAGGCUGUCCCUUUAAGCAAUGUGGUCACGCGAAGGCAAUUUUCUACUAUUUUGCUUCGCUAUUCCCGCAAUAUGAGUUCAUUGGAGUUGAUUGUGAGCAACAAGAUUCACGCGAAGCUGACACAGUUUUUUCCCGUUUCGGUUUUUUUACGGAUGAUAUCGAAGGAAGUUUUUGCUUUAAUACUACUUCGUGUUUUCCAUUCAUUGACGAAUCAUCAGCGUCAUCGACUGAAAACACAAAUACAACUGCAAGUUCUGAAUUAGAUGACAUUGUGACAAAAGUAUCGACUGUAACUGAUGAAAUCAGUAGUUCGACCCAAUUUCAAAAAUCAUUCAAAGCAACAAAAAAAUAUAAAAGUGGCAAAAUGAUAAUAUCAACACAAAAUAAGCUUAAUGAUCAGUAGUUGAGAGAAUCGUUCAUUGAAUGAAUGUAAUAUUUGAUCACUUUUUUUAAU
Molecule: messenger RNA, 1262 nt
Organism: Contarinia nasturtii (swede midge)
Lineage: Eukaryota; Metazoa; Arthropoda; Insecta; Diptera; Cecidomyiidae
Product: pancreatic lipase-related protein 2-like
Exons: 7
Coding region: 30-1211 (393 amino acids)
Molecular function (GO): lipase activity
Source: RefSeq, a predicted model, not a curated record